GUCGGUUCUAUUCCCAUAAAACGUUCUUAACUCUCUGGCCGGAAAUCUCAAAUCAGACAAAACUAAGAGAUGGAAAGGUCUCUCUCUCUCUCUCUCUCUCUCUCUCUCUCUCUCUCUCUCUCUCUCUCUCUCUCUCUCUCUCUCUCUCUCUCUCGCUCUCUCUCACCACCCCCACCCCCUUUCUCUCUCUCCCACUACAAAGCAAACCUGUAAUUCUGAUAUGCUCAGAAACCAGAAACCACCCCAGCUCAUGCCAUGGAGGUGGAAGGUUCUUUUUGUUUAGCUUUCUCAGGCGUUGUCAGUUCUUUCCUGUCUCUGAUUUUUUUCCUCCUGGACGUAGUGCUGGACCUGUGGGCCGUCGAGUGCCUUUAUGAAAAAGAAAAAUACUUCUCCAUAGGAUUGUUGAUAUUCUUUCUGCUCGGUUCUUCGGUUCUGAUGCAGAUCUUUAGCUGGAUCUGGUACUCUGAUCCCGACAAAACUGCUCCAGAGACCAAAGUAGAGAGUUUCAUUAGGAGACACAAUUUACUAGGUCUGGUUCAUAUCUUCCAGCUCGGAGUCUUACUCAGGAUUGCAGCCGUUAUCGAGAUCUCGAUUUGCAGAUUUAAACGACGAGACCUUUGUCCGACGACGAACCUCAUACACAUAAAACACAACCUCAAAAUGCUGUUACUGUUUGAGGCGUUCUCUGAAAACGUGCCACAGCUUGUCCUGUUGACGCCGUUCAUCGUGGAGAUGCAGGAGAUUCAGGUCUUCACAGUCCUUAAAAUCACCAGCCUCUCCUACACCGUGUUGUCUUACCAUCGCAAAAUGCGUGAGUUCCUCGCUGACAAACAUAAGAUGGGAUGGUCUUCCUCUGUCUUCUACUUCCUGUGGAACUCGUUCCUGAUUGGCCCGCGUGUAGUGAGCGUGACCCUCUUCGCAUCAGAACUGCCCUGCUACAUCGCCGCUCACUUCCUGUCCCUGUGGACGUUGCUGGUCCUCUGGGCCUGGUGGCAGAAGACAGACUUCAUGGACAGUAAAGCUGGAGAAUGGCUGUACCGAGCCACUGUAGGCAUCAUCUGGUACUUCAGCUGGUUUAAAGUUAUGGUUAAAAAAAAUAAAGUAGCACCUGGAAGCACCAAACACAAAGCAGUCAUCUAUCACGUGGUCAUGGGGAUGGACACCAUGCUGCUGUUAGCAUUAUGGUGGUGGAAGAGAUCUGUGGAAUCGGCUCGUCUUUGUCCACUACCUAUUGAUCCCAACCUGCUUAUCACCUUGUUAGUGACCAUCUACAUUAUAGGAGUCCUACUGAAACUGGUUUAUUACUGGAAAUUUCAUCCUAAACAUGCAGAUUUACACAUAAAUAAGAACGAUCUGAAGUUGCAGAUGAAAUCAGAGGGUGAUGCAGAACAUCAUGAUGUUGUAGAGACAGACUCGAGGGAGAUCCCUGAUCCUGAACCUUAAAGGUGGGGUCUCCGAUGUUUGAAAGCCAAUGUUGACAUAUAAAAUCCCCAAAACAAACACGCCCCUAACCCAAACGGGUCCCACCCCUGUAUCGAUAGCUCCGCCCACA
Messenger RNA from Tachysurus fulvidraco (yellow catfish), 1552 nucleotides. Its product is annotated as XK-related protein 8-like. The record is from RefSeq and is a predicted model, not a curated record. Gene Ontology annotation, biological process: engulfment of apoptotic cell; apoptotic process involved in development; phosphatidylserine exposure on apoptotic cell surface. Gene Ontology annotation, cellular component: plasma membrane. Lineage: Eukaryota; Metazoa; Chordata; Actinopteri; Siluriformes; Bagridae. The transcript has 3 exons. The coding region runs from base 256 to 1443 and encodes 395 amino acids.